Molecule: messenger RNA, 1045 nt
Organism: Ochotona curzoniae (black-lipped pika)
Lineage: Eukaryota; Metazoa; Chordata; Mammalia; Lagomorpha; Ochotonidae
Gene: THYN1
Product: thymocyte nuclear protein 1
Exons: 7
Coding region: 239-904 (221 amino acids)
Cellular component (GO): nucleus
Source: RefSeq, a predicted model, not a curated record
CCAGCCGGUGCAGUUGGCGCGCAGCUCCGCAGGCGUCCCGCGCGCUGGGGGGUGAAAGAAAGAUCGGAGGGCACUGAGGAGUCCCGGACGGCUGAAGCACGGGUGCCUGCGUUUUCACCCAAGUGCGAGGCCCUUUGGGCGUUCUACCCUUGCCUCCAUCUUGCUCAUCCUGGGCUUUGGGGGGCAGUAGAGUUGCUUCUUCUAGCUCCUUUGCACUGGAGCGCGCUGCUGGGAGACCAUGCCAACACCCCGGAAGAGGCUGGCUGGAGGAGGCCCAGAGAAGCGAUCUGAGAAACGUUCCAGAACUGAGAACUCAGGUGAGGCCUCAGAUCAGGUGGACAGCACAAGCCCCGAGAAAGCCUCUACAAACCGUGAGAAGGCUCCAAGCAGCCAUUGGCUCAUGAAAUCAGAGCCAGAGAGCCGGCUGGAGAAAGGUGUGGACGUGAAGUUUGGUAUUGAGGAUCUCAAAGCACAACCCAAGCAGACAGCAUGCUGGGAUGGUGUUCGCAACUACCAGGCUCGGAACUUCCUUAGAGCCAUGAAACUGGAACAAGAAGCCUUCUUCUAUCACAGCAACUGCAAACAACCGGGCAUCGCAGGACUUAUGAAGAUUGUGAAGGAGGCUUACCCAGACCACACACAGUUUGAGAAAAGCAGUCCCCAUUAUGACCCAUCCAGCAAAGAGGACAACCCCAAAUGGUCCAUGGUGGAUGUACAGUUUGUUCGGAUGAUGAAGCGUUUCAUCCCCCUGGCAGAGCUCAAAACCUAUCACCAAGCUCACAAGGUCACUGGUGGCCCCUUAAAAAACAUGGCUCUCUUCACUCGCCAGAGACUGUCAGUUCAGCCCCUGACUCAAGAAGAGUUUAAUUUUAUUUUGAGCCUGGAGGAGAAGGAACCAAGUUAACUAAGACACGUUGCGGGCACAGGCAAGACUCCAGAGAAGUCAGGUAGAAGAUGUGAGACUGUUGCAUAAAUUCCCCUGUGGGCUGCUGUGUACCUAUGUGGGUUUGGUGACUUGUUUUCAAUAAAACACUCAAAUUGGAAA